UGGGGCCGCGGCGGCAGAGAUGCAUCACUGUAAGCGAUACCGCUCCCCUGAGCCAGACCCAUACCUGAGCUACCGAUGGAAGAGAAGGAGGUCUUACAGUCGGGAGCACGAAGGGAGACUGCGAUACCCAUCUCGAAGGGAGCCUCCGCCCCGGAGAUCUCGGUCAAGAAGCCAUGACCGUCUGCCCUACCAGAGACGAUACCGGGAACGCCGAGACAGUGACACAUACCGCUGUGAAGAGCGGAGCCCAUCCUUUGGAGAGGACUGCUAUGGAUCUUCACGUUCCCAUCAUCGUCGGCGGUCACGGGACAGGGAGCCAUACCGGACCCGCAAACAUGCCCACCACUGCCACAAACGCCGCACCAGGUCUUGUAGCAGCGCCUCCUCGAGAAGCCAACAGAGCAGUAAGCGCAGCAGCCGAAGUGUGGAAGAUGACAAGGAGGGCCACCUGGUGUGCCGGAUCGGCGAUUGGCUCCAAGAGCGAUAUGAGAUCGUGGGGAACCUGGGCGAAGGCACCUUUGGCAAGGUGGUGGAGUGCUUGGACCAUGCCAGAGGGAAGUCUCAGGUUGCCCUGAAGAUUAUCCGCAACGUGGGCAAGUACCGGGAGGCUGCUCGACUAGAAAUCAAUGUUCUUAAAAAAAUCAAGGAGAAGGACAAAGAGAACAAGUUCUUGUGCGUCUUGAUGUCUGACUGGUUCAACUUCCAUGGUCACAUGUGCAUCGCCUUUGAGCUCCUGGGCAAGAACACCUUUGAGUUCCUGAAAGAGAAUAACUUCCAGCCUUACCCCCUACCACAUGUCCGGCACAUGGCCUACCAGCUCUGCCACGCCCUUAGAUUUCUACAUGAGAACCAACUGACCCACACAGACUUAAAGCCAGAGAACAUCCUGUUCGUGAAUUCUGAGUUUGAAACCCUCUACAACGAGCACAAGAGCUGUGAGGAGAAGUCAGUGAAGAACACCAGCAUCCGAGUGGCUGACUUUGGCAGUGCUACCUUUGACCAUGAGCACCACACGACCAUCGUGGCCACCCGUCAUUACCGCCCACCUGAGGUGAUCCUUGAGUUGGGCUGGGCACAGCCUUGUGAUGUCUGGAGCAUUGGCUGCAUUCUGUUUGAGUACUACCGGGGCUUCACACUCUUCCAGACCCAUGAAAACCGAGAGCAUUUGGUGAUGAUGGAGAAAAUCCUAGGGCCCAUCCCAUCUCACAUGAUCCACCGCACUAGGAAGCAGAAAUAUUUCUACAAAGGGGGCCUGGUUUGGGAUGAGAACAGCUCUGAUGGCCGAUAUGUGAAGGAGAACUGCAAACCUCUGAAGAGUUACAUGCUCCAAGACUCGGAGCACGUGCAGCUGUUUGACCUGAUGAGGAGGAUGUUAGAGUUUGACCCUGCCCAGCGCAUCACACUGGCGGAGGCCCUGCUGCACCCCUUCUUUGCCGGCCACCCCGAGGAGCGGUCCUUCCACACCAGCCGCAACCCCCGCAGAUGACAGGCACAGGCCACUGCACGAGGAGGAGGAGAUGGAGAGUGGGACUGGGCUGUCUGGCCCCCUUUCUCCAACCUCUAACCAUCAGGCCCCAGGGCCAGAGCCACCCAAUGAACAGUGCAAUGUGAAGGAAGGCAGGUGCCUGCAGGGGCAGAGAUGCGAUGCCCAGCUGCCAGAAAGCACAGAUUUGACCCAAGCUAUUAUAUGUUGUAAAGUUAUAAUAAAGUGUUUCUUACUGUUUGUAAUCCCUGGUA
Molecule: messenger RNA, 1737 nt
Organism: Phyllostomus discolor (pale spear-nosed bat)
Lineage: Eukaryota; Metazoa; Chordata; Mammalia; Chiroptera; Phyllostomidae
Gene: CLK3
Product: CDC like kinase 3
Biological process (GO): protein phosphorylation
Molecular function (GO): ATP binding; protein kinase activity
Source: RefSeq, a predicted model, not a curated record